Messenger RNA from Ailuropoda melanoleuca (giant panda), 4125 nucleotides. It is a transcript of the gene MKX, whose product is annotated as mohawk homeobox. The coding region runs from base 996 to 1796 and encodes 266 amino acids. Lineage: Eukaryota; Metazoa; Chordata; Mammalia; Carnivora; Ursidae. The transcript has 6 exons. The record is from RefSeq and is a predicted model, not a curated record.
UUUCCAGGUUCCAUCCCCCUUCCUCCACGCAGCUCCCUGGCCCAGGGCUCGCCUUCUCUUCCCUACCUGGGUUACAGCGGGUUGGGCACCUGGGCUCGCCUCGCCUCAGCCUUGCCUCCCUCCACCCCUAUGUCCCGCGGCGAGCGCAGCCUCUCCAGCGCUGGCCUCGGACGGUGAACGUGUGCCUGGAUUUGAGACAGCAAGGACCCCAGAAGCCCAGUGACACCAGAAAAGCAGCUCCAGGGGCGCAAGCACAUCCUGUAAUAUGCUCACGCGUUAUAGGCACAAACCCGAGCUCUAACUUCACUCCCGCUAAUCGCGAAGAAAAUAAAGGGCGCGUCGCAAUGCUCUCUCCUGCCUAGCCGCGUGGUUAAAUUUCCGGCUCUCGGGCCAGCUAAGACGCGGGAUUUGCGCCGCAGCCUCUCAGCUCCCAGAGCCGGAGCCAGGCGCUACUUGCGGCUUCUCCAAUUUCUCCCCUAAGUGCGAAGGAAAUAGCCCCUUUUGCUCUGCGCCUGCGAGGCCGGCGGAUCUGCGAGCCGGGCCCCGCUGGCGAGGACUCGGCGGGCCGGGGGGCUCCCCGGCGGCGCCUGCAGCGGCGGCUUGUCUGCGAGGGUUAACAGCAGUCCCCGAGGCCGGGAGGGUGCUGAGGCUUCCUCUCGCCGGCCCGGGAACGUGGAUACCGCGCCCGCAGGAUGUUCGCCGGCUGGGCCGGGCAGUCAAGAAACAUGAGAAGGCCUUGGUAUUCCUGUUCCCGGGCCGCGCGCGCCCGUCUGGGUAAAUAAAGCCGAGACGACGGCGGUGGCUGCGGUGAGCGCGCUGGAGCCCGCGCUGAGAACAUGCGGCGGGGAUGGGAGUGCGCCUAGCCUCGACGCGGGAGAGCCAGCCGCCCUGCCGCCGGCCGCCGGCCCCACCGCCACAGAACCCGAGCCCUGCGGAGCUCCCGGCGGCCAGGCCUCGAGCUGCGGCCGCCCAGCGAGCCCCAGCCAGCCGGCACCAUGAACACCAUCGUCUUCAACAAGCUCAGCGGCGCCGUGCUUUUUGAGGACCGCGGUGCUCCGGAACGGGAACGGGGCAGCCGACCCUACGGUGGCGUCCUGGACAGCACCCACGCCCGCCCUGAGGUGGGCAUUCCGGACCGCCCGCCCCUCAAGGACAACCUCGGCCUGAGACACCGGAGGACCGGGUACGCUCACCCUCCCGGGACCCCUGCCCGCCUGCACCCCGGUCGGGUGGGAGCGGUGAGCGGCGCGGGAGUGCAAGUGGCAGCCGGGGCGCGUGGGUCACGACAGGGCCUAGCCACGGCCUCGAAGCUCGCUGCGCCACCGCCAAAGUGUUGGCAAGGUCGGCUCUCGGCAGGGCGCCCCGGACGCGCGCGCGGCUCGGCGGGGCCCGCUGCGAGCCCGGACGGGGAGGCCGCGGGCCUGCCGGGCCGGGUUUCGNUCGGCGGGGUCCGCUGCGAGCCCGGACGGGGAGGCCGCGGGCCUGCCGGGCCGGGUUUCGGUUUAGCCGGUACUGAUAUUCUCCAGAUGGGACCAUCCGUGAAGGAGCCGUCUGCCAUCUGGGCCACCUUACAGAACGCUCUGGAAAAUGGAUCCAAUAAGGGCGACAGUGCAGGCAACAGGAAGGGACCAAGCAAGGAUGACACGUACUGGAAGGAGAUUAAUGCAGCUAUGGCCUUAACAAAUCUUGCACAGGGCAAAGACACACUGCAGGGAACUACCAGCUGCAUCAUCCAGAAGUCGUCCCAUAUAGCAGAAGUAAAGACCGUUAAAGUGCCACUGGCCCAGCAGUUUUAAGGGUUUGUCGCUUUUCAGACCAAUGGCUGUUCUUCACGUCAGUGUUUUCCCAUAAAUCCUCCUCCUAAGAGCCGAAGCAGAAGUGAAAAUGACUCCCUUUCAAACCUCUUCUUGUUUUUAAUUAUCCUAAAUAUAUCAUUUAGUUGCUUCUAUAAAAGACAUAUAAAUUAUAAAAACCUCACUUUAAUCAAAAAUAGUAACUUAUUUUAUGUUACUGAAACUAUGCAUCAAGUGUCUGCAUUGCCAUUACAGUAAGUGCCUUGCUUCCCCAAACUCAGCAACAACGUGGGCAUAGUGGAGCUGCUAUGCCUCAAACGACAGCACCACAACGCUUGUUAGUCUGUGUGUGUCACUCCAGAUGGGCCCAUAACCAUUCCAGGACUAAAACCACGAUCGCUGAAAGCCCUCACAAUGUAUUCAGUAAUUCACAUGUUGAAACUUGGAAGUCUAUUCAGCCCAAAUGAAACAUUCCUCUAAAAAAAACUUCUGCAGCCUUUAAAAUUGUUCAGCAUGCUUUUCAGAGUGACAGUGAGAAUUGCAUGCAUGUAUCUUGCCUGCCUAUCUGACACACUACAAAGUUCCAAAAUGAGCGGCGAUCACGUAAUAUGUACACUUAAGAAGAAUCCCAGUGCACACGUGGUGAUCUGAAAAACUUUUUCCAAGCAUUGCUGGAAAAUACCACAAUGCCCUUUUAGAAUUAAUUUGGAUUUUCUUUUUCUUAAGUUUCGCUGAAGUUUUCAAAAAUUUUAUUAUGUAAAUGACUCAAAAUGUUCCCGUGUAGAACUAAACCUAUAGUUUAGUUUUCACACAUAAUCCUGUUUGCAUUAGAGCUCAGUGCUCUUUGUGAUGGAAACUUUUUCAUAUGGAAUGGUUAAAAAACCUUUUAGUUGGUUCAUUUCAAAUUCUAAUUGCUGAUGGACAAUUUGCAUUGCAACGAGAACAAGACAAUGAAAGAAAUGUAUCUCUGUGAAUAUACAUAUACACACAUAAAAUUGGUUUUUAAAUUUAAAACAUAUGGAAAACAAAACAUGGACAGUCUUUGAAUUUUGCCAAGUAGGACAUUUAAAGUAAGAAUUAAGUGAAAUCGUGCAUUAAAAGAAAGAACACUUUGUUUCUGAAUUAGACUAUCAUUGAGUGAGAAUAAUCAAUAUCAAGAAAGAAGAGUAUAGUUUUCAAUCAAACAAUAAUAUUCUAAUCAGCUUGGGGAGACUUGAAACUUGAAUAAACAGUGGAGAUGCCAAAUGUAACAGAGUAUAUGUGCUACAGAGAAGUAAAAAGGAUUUGACUCUCUUAUGGUGGGAUGUUUUUUCUGGGUAUGUAAUCUAUUUUGUAAUUUUUUUUUUUUAAACUGGAAAGCUUUUUUGAGUGUGAAUGAGAGCCAGUAGUGCAGCCAUGUGGUGAUAUUUUUCUUUAUUUUGCAAAACGCUUUUAAAACCAAAGGCUGCUCUAGUUGAUAUACGGACAAUAUCAAUCUUGAUAUGAAUUGUAGGACACUUUUUUCAUGUAACAUAGCAUUUGGGGAUUGGGUUUAUUUAGUGUAAUGAAAAUAAUUUGAUAUAAAAAUAUUUUGUACAUAUAUAUUUUUACUUUGUUUUCUAAAUUGCUGUUUGCAGUAACAGUAAGUGCAAAGCAAGAUAUGUUAAGUUAUGACUGUAUGAUCAGAUGAAGUAUGAGUUCUUUUGGUUUACAUCCUUAAAUAGACACAGAUCCAUUAUAAAAACUUCGGAAUCUUUAUAAAUUAAUUUUGUCAAAGUGUGAUCAUGUCAAAGAAAACUAAGGACAAGUACUUCACUCUUUUUCAUACUAUUAUAAGUUAUUCUGGUAUUAAAUAUUUUAAUAAAAUUGAUUUUGUUUGACGUAUUUCAGUUAGAUGAAUAGACGCUGGUUGUUUUUUAUUUGAGUUAGUCAUAAUUCAUUUUUGCCAUCUUUUUAAAAAUAAUCAGCAAAUUUGUUCUAUGUUAUAAACUAUGGAUGAAAAGCCAAUAUAGCAGAACUUUCACAUGAUUUUUUUUUUAUAUACCAAAGCUUGGAAUCUGGCCUAUAAACACAUCAAGAAGAUUUUAUAAUUAGCACAUCCUUGGCAAUAUCUCCAAUUGCAAUUACUUUUAAUUUAUUUUUUCUUUUGCUGCUUUUACAUUUUCUGGAAAUUAAAGUCCCCCCAAUCCUUUAAAAGAAUCUUGAACAAUGCUGAGCCAGCAGCUAAGAAUCUAACUCAUAAUUUAUGUUGUAGAGAAAUAGAAUUACCUCUAUUCCUUGUUUUGCCAUAUGUAAUCAUUUUAAUAAAAUUAAUAACUGCCAGGAGUUCUUGACAGAUUGAAAAUAAAAGUUA